Messenger RNA from Drosophila erecta, 1711 nucleotides. It is a transcript of the gene Hs3st-B, whose product is annotated as heparan sulfate glucosamine 3-O-sulfotransferase 6. Lineage: Eukaryota; Metazoa; Arthropoda; Insecta; Diptera; Drosophilidae. Gene Ontology annotation, molecular function: [heparan sulfate]-glucosamine 3-sulfotransferase activity. The transcript is spliced from 4 exons. The record is from RefSeq and is a predicted model, not a curated record.
AUGCAAGACACGGCAGCCACCAGCGCCUAGUCAGCCAUGAUUGUGAUGAGCAUCUGGUGCAGCAGCCUCAGCCUGAGCAGCCGCAGCCUGGCCAUCGCCCUGGUGAUCUGCGUGACUCUGGUCUACUUCUCCUACAGCUUCAACGCCUGCCUCCUGGCCAGCAUCAGUCGCAGCCUGCAGCAGAGCAACUUACGCAACCUACUGGCGCUGACCUCCUCGCCCCGCAACGAGAGCAAUAACGCCGCCAACAGCAGCAACAGCAGCAGCAGCAGCAGGAACAGCUCCACCACCACCGGUGCACCACCGGCGCAGACGGUGACCAGCAGCCUGGAUGGGGCGCCCAAGUAUCAGCUGCUCCGGCAACAGGGCCUCCGACCAUCGCGCCACCUGCCCGACACGCUCAUCAUUGGCGUGAAGAAGAGCGGGACGCGGGCGCUGCUCGAGUUCAUACGCCUGCAUCCGGACGUCCGGGCCGCCGGUUCGGAGGUGCACUUCUUCGACAGGCACUACCAACGGGGACUACGCUGGUACCGCCACCACAUGCCGUACACCAUCGAGGGCCAGAUCACCAUGGAGAAGUCGCCCAGCUACUUCGUCACCAAGGAGGUGCCGCAGCGCGUCUACCACAUGAAUACGGCGACAAAGUUGCUGAUUGUGGUGCGGGAUCCGGUGACGCGGGCCAUCUCCGACUACACGCAGGCGGCGAGCAAGAAGGUGGACAUGAAGCGUUUCGAGCAGCUGGCCUUCGUCAACGGGAGCUACUCGGUGGUGGACACCAACUGGGGGCCGGUGAAGAUCGGCGUCUAUGCCCGCUACCUGGAGCGCUGGCUGCUCUACUUUCCGCUCUCGCAGCUGCUCUUCAUCAGCGGCGAGCGGCUGAUCAUGGAUCCCGCCUACGAGAUUGGACGCGUGCAGGACUUCCUCGGUCUGAAGCGUGUGGUCACCGAGAAGCACUUCUACUUCAAUGCCACCAAGGGCUUCCCCUGCCUCUUCAAGUCGGAGGCCCGCUCCACGCCCCACUGCCUGGGCAAGACCAAGGGUCGCAACCACCCGCACAUAGAUCCCGGGGCCAUCGAGCGACUCCGCGAGUUCUACCGGCCCUUCAACAACAAGUUCUACCAGCUGACGGGCAUCAACUUCGCCUGGCCAUAGGAUCCACGGCUGGCGGGCGUGAAAUGAAUGGAGUAUGAGAAAAUGAGAUAUUGUUGUUGCUGGCCAGGCAACGGACUGAUAUUGUUGAUUGCAUUUUUGAUACAUAUAAUUGUACUUAUAUAUAUAGUAUAUACACACAUAAAAUUAGUGCUCAAUUAAUUGUAGCUUUACCAGGAGACAAUUUCAACAAAGUGCGCCCCUGAAAAGUCCGCACUCAAACAAUACGGUUCCUCACUCCAAUUCAAAUGAAACUCAACUCACAUUUCCCACUAUACUCGAAAAUCAAGCAGUUGGACGCGGAGGAGCCACGUUCGAUCCGAGAUGGACAUGGUUCGCCCGCCCACUGGUACUACCCUACCAGACCUACAUACUUAAGAUCAUUAUGUGCAUUUAUAUACAAAAAUAGUGAAAUAAUAGAGCUUACUACGAAAUUCCUACAGUCUCCUAAACAUAUACAAUAUUGUAUGAAUAGUUCCAAGAAUUUCAAUUGCAUGACUCAACCAAUACGAUUGCUUAGCCAAUUUCAAUUAAAACACAACCCAAAUAAAUCGACCUUAAA